This is a messenger RNA of Penicillium roqueforti, 1368 nucleotides long. RefSeq names its product non-structural maintenance of chromosomes element 4 family protein. Gene Ontology annotation, biological process: DNA repair. The coding region runs from base 1 to 1368 and encodes 455 amino acids. The record is from RefSeq and is a predicted model, not a curated record. The transcript is spliced from 3 exons. Gene Ontology annotation, cellular component: Smc5-Smc6 complex; nucleus. Lineage: Eukaryota; Fungi; Ascomycota; Eurotiomycetes; Eurotiales; Aspergillaceae.
AUGGCACGUCUCAUUCACACAAAUCUGGACGAAGCAAACACCCCAGGUCCCGGCCCAACAUCAUCAAUAUCACCAGACUCAUCUACUUCUGAUAAAGAAAAUCGGUAUCAAGGUAAUAAUAAGAGAACUACCGUUGCGAUGCCACCGCAUGCACAGGGUAAACGACGGCGGUUAACCGACCACCCCUCAAAUACCCAGUCUGCUCGAUCUGCUCAGUCUGCCCGAUCUGGGCAGUCGCAAGCAUCGUCUCAACGAACCAGCAGUGACACACGAUACUAUGACCCUGAUCAGGACCCCGAUGAACGGAGAAUUGUACGGAGGGGACUUCGAGAGCUGGGUAGGGAGCUAAAUGAUACGCGGGGCGAGCUCAUGCAGCCUGGGAAUGAUGGUAUCCUCAAUAUAGUUGAACAAGCAAAUCAAUUCUACGCCAAAGUGAAGCAGACCGCCGACGCCACGCUCGAUUCGCGCAUCCUGGUCAACACCGCCGAUCUAACGCACAAAAAAGCCACUCAGCUCGCUCUCGGCGACACCUCUGCUGGUAUUGAUGUAGACGAGUUUGUCUCUAAGUGUGUAUCGUUCAUGCGUCGCGGCCCAAACAAUGCGACGGCUUCAACACAGGGACGCCGAGGGCGUCUUGGUCGAAGCCAAAGAGACCCCGAUGCCAGUGACGAAGAUGAUGAUGGUGAUGCGAUGAAUUGGGACACGCUUGGCCGAUCGGCCUGCUUUCCUAGCAAUGCUCGUCCGGCCGUGUCCGGAUGGUUGCUGGGGCCGCUGUCAGUACAGAAGCGUACGCGGCAAAUGACACAGCGAAGAGCAGCAGAGGUUAUUGAUCCGUCGCAAGCCGUGGCACCUCGAGAAAUGGCACAGCAGGAUCUUGGUCAACAGGACAGCACAAAUCUGACCCAGAUCUGUUCCGAGAUCAACAAGCUGCUUGCCACGAGGCAGCGUCUCAGUCAGCAUGCAGUUGAGACAGAGCUUCGCAACGAAGUCAAUCUCACAACAGAGAAAGCACAAAAAAUCAUGGACAAGCAUAGCGUAGCGGACGACGGAGGAAUUCCUUUGUUUCGCUUCUGUAUCAACCCACAUUCUUUCGGGCAAAGUGUGGAAAACUUGUUCUACGUGAGCUUCCUUGUGCGAGAUGGCACAGUGGGUGUACAAACAGAUAGUCGUGAUUUGCCGACCUUGCAUGCGUCCGCGCCGUUCGCCCCCAGUGAGGCCCAAAAGAAAGGCGUGCAAAAACAUCAGGCGGUUUUUAGCCUGGACCAUGAUACGUGGCACGAAAUCAUCGAUGUUUUCAAGAUUAAGGACUCCAUCAUCCCCCACCGAAAAGAGGAGGAGCAAGAGACUGGCACAAGUUGGUAUGUCUAA